AACGCGGAAACAUAAAGUUGGCAAGGGUUCUCGGCCAUGUCUAGAAGGUGACCUUAGUGUCUCGUCAACUCUCGCGAGAGGUCCGAGAGUUGCCGUUGAAACCAACGCGUCGCUCCGGUUGCUCUCGCAAAUCACGCGAGAUUACACUGUUGCGGUAACCCGCAGGGCCGACGCUACGCAAAGUACGUAAAUUCUCGCGUUUGAUUCGGCGCGUAGGAAAUAGUUGCGUAGAAACUAACAACAAACAUGGCAGACGAUCACACAGAUGCGGAUCAGAGCAUGGAAGGACACACUCCUGUCGCAGAAAAUCCCCACGCAGAGUACGGGCUUACGGAAAACAUUCAGAGAAUAGUGGAGAGCGAGAAGGCCAACCCUGAUAAAGUACCCAAACAGAAGGUGGAUCUCCAGACGCUACAGACUCUCCCCACGCGAGCGUAUCUGGAUCAGACAGUGGUGCCCAUUCUGCUCCAGGGCCUCUCUGUGCUCGCCAAGGAACGAACGAAGGCGUCUUCGUUCACGGCGCCGCAAACCAACUAAGCGUGUAUUUAUCAAAGUCGAACAUUUCUAUCAAGAACGCAGAGAAAACGAAGCUGAUGGUGGCGAGGAGUCGGGAAAUACCGUCGUCUACAGGAACAGGUGAUUGGUCAUUUAAAACCGUCUUGAACUGUGAUUGGUCGGUCGUCCGGGACAGCCGUGAACCUGCUCUCUCGACUCAUAUAACCAGCAGCUGUGCAUUUAGGAACUUUCAGGUUGUGCGAAUAAUAGAGGGGGACACGGAACGCUACAUUGAUAUGAGGAAUAUUCCGGAACUGUGUGGUUUACAAUAAACAUUUACACGUUAAGUGUAAUCAUCACGACCCUUUUUUUUUUUUUUUUUUUUUUUUUUUGUCCCUCUU
Molecule: messenger RNA, 896 nt
Organism: Ictalurus furcatus (blue catfish)
Lineage: Eukaryota; Metazoa; Chordata; Actinopteri; Siluriformes; Ictaluridae
Gene: dpy30
Product: dpy-30 histone methyltransferase complex regulatory subunit
Exons: 5
Coding region: 247-537 (96 amino acids)
Cellular component (GO): Set1C/COMPASS complex
Source: RefSeq, a predicted model, not a curated record